Messenger RNA from Penicillium vulpinum, 2088 nucleotides. RefSeq names its product fungal specific transcription factor domain-containing protein. Gene Ontology annotation, molecular function: DNA binding; zinc ion binding; DNA-binding transcription factor activity, RNA polymerase II-specific. The record is from RefSeq and is a predicted model, not a curated record. The coding region runs from base 1 to 2088 and encodes 695 amino acids. Gene Ontology annotation, biological process: regulation of DNA-templated transcription; DNA-templated transcription. NCBI's taxonomy places the organism in Eukaryota, Fungi, Ascomycota, Eurotiomycetes, Eurotiales, Aspergillaceae. The transcript has 7 exons.
AUGUCUGCGGUGAAAUGCGAUCGCCAGGACCCUUGCAUGAACUGCACCGACGCAGGCGUAGAAUGUCUCCGCAAACGCCAAGCACGAGUACAUAGACCCCGGGUUUCUCGACUAGAAACAUUGAACCAAAGAUUGGCGAGGCUAGAAGAGUCAACCAAUAAAGAGACAAGAUACUUUCCAGCAAGUCAUCAAGCUGCCAGCAGCACAACUUCGUCGCCUUCAGCCAACUUUACAAGUAUUAUCGAAGUGCCCAAUGACAAACAGAAGCGACCUCGAGCAUAUGACCCACACGGUGCAGAUCCACUACAGCCACCACCAAGUAAACACCACAAGUCUCAGACUGUGGCGCAUCAAAAUGUUCACCAGACACAUUCUCCUAGCUCAACACAUCAUGCUAGUGAGGCCAAAGAGUACAUUGAGCAUGAACUCAAAUGCAAUCAGGCUCUGUCAAAAGAUAGACGCACUGCGCUUGAAUCAGCGCUCAAGUUCGUCAGCCAGCUGUCCAAUCCGGCUCUACACUGGGAGGAGGCUGCGGUUGUAGAUGACAUGGAUGUUCAAGAAAACCUUCCACCUCCUACUCUCACACCGGAACUACUCUACAUGAUGCUACCUGGACCUGAUAAGAAAACAAACUCCCAGGGAAUAAUCAACUGGCCUGAUCACAUCUCCGACAAAGUUGUAGAGCAAAUGGGGCUUGCAAUUAUCGAGGGCACAGAAUGUGAGCAAGUGCUCCAGAACUACCGGCUCAAUGUCUGGACAAAGGCCAUAGCUUGUAUAUCAAAAAUGGCCCCUCUAAUUACGAGUGAGCCUUUAAGGAAUCAUUUCCGGUCACUCAAAAAGAGGUAUGAAGCCGCUGCCAUAGAGAUUUUGAAUCAAAUUCCGCUGGCAGCUACUCCUAGCCUUCUUUUGCUUCAAUCGGUUCUGUCCGCAACUCGUUUGAUGCAAUAUUUAGGAAACACGACACAGUGUUGGAUGUUGGCAGCACUAGCCUCGAGGAUGCUGGUUUCCUUGAACUACCACAAUAUCACCGAUACCAAUCCUCAAACCGAGAUGGAGGAAAACAUUCAUGCCUGUGUGUACACAUGCUAUUAUUUUGAUAAAACCCUCAGCCUGCUGCUCCUCCGACCACCUUCUCUGCCGGAUCUGAAAGUUAGACCAACGCAGUUAAUUCACCUCGAUCCUGAUCUGCCGACAUCUACCAUGUUAAAAAGCAUAGUCGAGUAUUCUGAGUUGAAGAGUGUUUUACUGAACAUCUUGCUUGAUACUAAGACAAUAGGAGACACGGAGAAGGCCAAUAUACUGUCCGAUCUUGUAGCACGGGCACACAAGAUCCAAUCCAAUAUGCAAGUGUUCAGCCGUCGCCAAAAACAGCAAUUCCCGCAAUCAUGGAGCCGUCUGCGGCGUGAGUGGCUAUCAAUGGACUUUAAUUACUACUCUAGUCUCACGACAAUCAUCCAAGCCCGGUCCUCAGUACUCAAGUCCCGCUUGUUCUAUGAGGACUGUCUAUACACAGCCCGGGAAGCCCUCACCACUCUCCGAGCUUUACAGGAAGGAUUCUCAAAACACAUCAAUUCUAUCGACUCAUAUCCUACUUUUCUUACCUGGACAAUGCUACUAUUCCCGCUAGCACCGUUCUUUGUCCUGUUUUGCAAUGUGAUCGCAACAUCAGACGAGAGAGAUUUCAAUAUGAUCAAGAAUAUCACCGACGACCUACAUCAAUUCGCAGAGGCGAAUGUCUCGAUCGGCAAGCUGUACAAGCUAUUCUCGAAAUUCCUAGACCUAUGUGCGCCUUUGGUGAAAGGAAAACUUGAAAUUUCCUGUUCAGAACAGGCAGCAGCUGGGCCCGCUGAUACAAACGCGGCUGGAAAUAUCGAGGGUCAGAUUUCAUCCUGCACAGAAAUUUUUGACCAUGCGGACGAUCAGGCUUUGGGCAGUCUUCGGGAUACAGAUCCUGCUGAAAAUCCCACUGCACCACCAUCUAUGGAGGGAUGGGAUGACAAUCUUGUGUGGGAACUUUUCGAUAACCAGCCCUCGUUGGGGUGGGCGGAGUCAGAACUAUGGAAUGUGAUGGCGCAGUUCGAUGCAUGA